Molecule: messenger RNA, 1791 nt
Organism: Dentiscutata erythropus
Lineage: Eukaryota; Fungi; Glomeromycota; Glomeromycetes; Diversisporales; Gigasporaceae
Source: the annotation of a GenBank genome assembly
AUGCAAAUUCAAAAAAUUAAUUAUUGGUUUUUCAUUUUUAUAUGGUCGAUAAAUGUGAGUUUUGGCGUACAACUUAGUUGUGAUUCUCCCAUAUAUUGUUAUGGCCCAAUUCUUGAAAAAAUUCAAUUAUCUGGUUUAUUUAAUGAUUCAAAAACUUUCGUUGAUAUGCCAACAAAGAAACCACUCAAAGAAGUUCUUGAUGCAGCGUCAAAACUCGAUCAAAAUGCAUCUAAAUCUGUACUACAAGACUUUGUCAACACAUAUUUUGAUAAGGAGGAUAAAGAAUUAACUCAAACAGAAAUUCCCAAUUUUAACCCAUCUCCAUCUUUCCUUCAAAAAAUUAAACAACCAAUUAUUCGUGAAUUUGCCAAAAUAGUACAUAAUUGUUGGCCAAAUCUUACACGUAAAGUUGAUCAGAGCUUUUUGUGUUCAGGAUGUGUAUCGAGCCGUAUUCCGGUUAAAAAGAGUUUUGUAAUACCCGGUGGAAGAUUUCAAGAAUUUUAUUAUUGGGAUAGUUAUUUUGUUAUUGAAGGACUACUUGUUAGUGGACUAUAUGAAAGUGCUAAUGAUAUGAUUCAAAAUUUUUUGGAUUGGAUAAAAACUUAUGGAUUUGUGCCAAAUGGUUCACGAAUAUACUAUUUAAACCGGUCGCAACCUCCACUACUGACUCAAAUGGUGAAAAUUUAUUACGAAGCUACCAAUGAUACCUCACUCCUUCGUAAAGCAUUUCCAUUAUUACUCAAAGAAUAUAAGUUCUGGCGCAAAAAUACUACAAUUCGUGUACAUAAAAACAAUAAACAAUAUGAAUUAAAUCAUUAUAAUGUUUACAAUAUUCAUCCACGCCCGGAAAGUUAUCUUGAUGAUUAUACUGUAGUUGAAAAGAAUUCAUUUAAUUUAACUACGAAACAUGGAUUAUACUCAGAUAUAGCGACGUGUGCGGAAUCAGGAUGGGAUUUCUCAUCAAGAUGGGCAAGAAAUCCUUACAUUCCACCAGUUGACAAUUCGAGUAAUAACUAUAAAAUUCUUAGUACGUUAAAUACUAGAUCUGUAAUUCCGGUUGAGCUAAAUUCAAUUUUAUAUAUGAACGAAAUUACCCUAUCCGAAUUCGCGAAACAGAUUGGUGAUUAUAAGACGAUGGGGACUACAAUAGAGUGGCUAGAGAGUUCGGCAAAAAAGAGACUUGAAGGGAUGAUCGAGUUACUUUGGGAUCAUAAUACCUCAAUGUUUAGAGAUUAUAAUCUUACUAGUGGUGCUAAAUCUAACAUAGUUUCUUUAGCUUCAUAUUUUCCAUUUUGGGCUCAAUCAUUACCAGAAGAUGUCCUCACAGAUUCGAAAAAAAUUCUCAAAUCUUUUUCUUUUGUAUCUGCUCUCUUAUCGAGAUAUGAAGGCUUACCACCAGUCACAUUAAUUCAAACUGGUUUACAAUGGGAUUUCCCGAAUGCCUGGCCUCCACUGAAUCCAGAGUUGUUAAAGAUUGCAUUAGAGACAAGUCAACGUUAUGUUUCUUCUGUAUUGUGCGCUUGGUAUUCAACCGGUGGAUCCAUACCCGGAUUAUUGGUUAAAUUACAAAACGCUACUGAUAUUGGUCAUAUUUUUGAAAAAUACAACGCGCUACAAGUCAGUAAUCCGGGUAGCGGUGGUGAAUAUGAAGUUCAGGUUGGAUUUGGAUGGACAAAUGGCGUUUUAUUAUGGAUAUUGUCAAAUUUUGGGGAUAAGUUGGAAGUUCCAACAUUCGACAAUUUUCGUGACUCUAAUAGUGGAUCUACAUUCGGAAUACCAAGUGCUAUUUGA